ACUCCUUCCUCCUUUGUGUAUGUCACCUAAUAUCGCAAGCCUAAUUGUUAAUGUGGAUUUAUUAUGAAUAUUUCAUGGUAUUUUAAUUCCAAUGGAAAACCAAGACCGGACUAACUUUAAAAUCAAACUGCGGUGUUCAUGGAGGUGCUGUGGUGAUGAAUUAUUGUGACAAUUUGACCUGUAAUUUAGUCGAUUCGAUUAGACAUAAUACACGUGUGUGAUAUGGUGUUGACAUAGUAGCUGUACCAAACAGACAUAGAUCGGAGCUUUAAGGUCGUGUACAUAUUAAUACACGAACAAUAGACUAUGCCCAAAAAGGGUAAAAAAGGUAAAAAGGUAGGAAAGAAGGCUAGUGAAAAAACUGAGCCGUCGUCUAAAACCAAAAGUCAAGAAUCUGUCCUAGCGUUUGCUGCUGCUAAUUCCAAGUUAUGGGAAACUCGACUAGGAAUAGCCGAAGCUUCUAGAAAUGGAUAUAAAGACUGUGCUCAUCGCCUGGCGGUAGAAAACGAAGAGAUAAGCAACACCAUGGUUCGAAAUGAAAGAGACAUGGUGGAUGUUAUAAGUUUUCUCAAGGAGAAGCUGACAGAACAACAGAAAGUUCUUGAUCGUGAGCAGGAGAAAUCACGCGCCCUGAGAGUAACAGCACGACAAGAAAUGGAAACACUGAUCGAAGACUUCACUAAAAAGAUAAACCAUUUAGAAGAAAAGCUAAAAGAAAGGAACCAAGAAAUAUUUGCCCUGAAAGAUGAGUUGAAGUUUGCCAAAGAUUUUCGGAGAAAACGCGACCAAAUGCAGAAAGAUAUAUUUGAUUUGAAAAGAACCAUGGACAACGUAAACAAGAUUCACAGAGAAGAGUUCGGACGUUUGGAAAAGAAGUUCCUACUAGAGAAGAUUCAGAUUGAAAAAGAUUCCAAGCAGAAAAUAAACGAACUGACAGAGAAAACGCACCAUGAAGCCGUUUCGAAUUUAGACGAGACAACGAAACGGGUUUUCAAAGAAAAUGUUCGUUUGAAAGAAGCACUGAAUCUCGAGAUGAAGCAAAGUGAAAUACUAAAGAAGGAGAGGGAUGAUGCAGUGACUGAAAACGACAAACUUAAAGAGGAGAACAAAACUAACAAGAUGGCCCUUAAAAAGAAAUUGUCACAAGAUACCAGAGAUAAAGAGCAGCUAAUGUCUUACAAAAACAAGGUAGAAACGCUUGAAAACUCUUUAACGCAUGUGGUGAGGGAGUUUGAUACAGAAAAAUCUAAAAUGUCAUUGACUGCCAUUAGUGAAGACCCCAGUGGAUUAAAGGUGGAAUUAACUCGACUUCAAAGAAUAAUGGAACUGAAAUCGAAGGAAAUGGUCAAAAUAAAAAGACUUGCUAAAACCAUUUUAGAUCAAAGAACAGAAUUGGAAAACUUUUUCAUGAGUGGUUUGGACGAUGUCAGAUCUGAAAUCGCCAAAGAGAAAUCUUCUCUCUCGAAAAUACAGCCCUCAAAUUUGCCCUGUUCGACGUUUCAAACCCUUGACAGGGGUGAAACCCAGCUAAGUUUGAAUUCGAAGACAGAUAUUGGCGAGUUGUCAUGGCUGCAGAAGGAAAGAGUUUUACGGCAUCUCUUCGCUAAAAUGAAUGGACAAAAGAAUGGAACCCCUGCUCAGUUGAAACAGUAACCUACUGCAUGACUACAGUUAUGGUGACAAGACCGACGCAAACUAAUAAUGAUAAUAGGGUAUCUAGCUGUAACGUGAUUAUGAGUCGCCCUAGUACUGCAUCAAGCAAAAGUUCCUUGGGAAUAGUUCCGUUUGGAUUUCAUGCAAAGACUUCCUUCGACGCCGACGAUGCCCUGCGCCGAACAAGAAGUGCCACGUGGAAAUUAAAAGAAUCACCAAAAGAUAACGACAUCUGGAAAAGACCACCACCGGAUUUCCGGUAUGCAGUGUAUGAUCCACAACCGCCUAAACGCAACACUGUAGAUUCGAUGAAACCUUGGAAUUAUGGUACCAUUCCUGGAGAACGAGUGGUUUAUAAAAGAGAAAAGACAACACUGUUGCCUCGAAUACUGAAUAAUGAUCAAUCGAAGGACGAGAAGGAGUUUAAAAGAUUUUUCAGAAUAGAUCGACCCUUCACAGCUAAGAAGAAAUUUGUUCGUGAGGGGAUGUAUGAAGCUGGAGAGUAUGAAAUGCCCAAGCCGCAUGAUUUCAGAGAUUAUCCAUCAUUAAAAUCAUUAGGAUUGGAAGAACUACAGUUAGCACCAGAAAGAGACCCAUAUAACUUAAAAUUCAACUCAGAAAGAUUAGAUAUAAUUCGUGGUCUAACAGCGGGUGACGCGAUAUUCCUGUCAGCAGAUUAUCCAUAUAUGGCACCACCGUUACCUCGUCAACCUCGUUUUGAACCAAGUUUAAUGUUAGACAGAGAAUCAUACCCACAAAGAGAAGUCCGGUUCACGAGAUAUCGUCGAAGGAAUCGUCAAGCAUACAGUGCAUUUAUGGAAAGGGUUGAAGCCGAUUUAACAGCUCAGUGGAACAAAGAGAAAUUAGAAAAAGUCAUUCAACAAGCAUCUUGAUGAAGCAAAACAUUAGAUUAUUGUACUCAAUUUGAUUGUUUACCGUUUAACAUUACAAUCUCAAACGAAUUUCGUGCUCAACAAUUUUCGUAAUCAGUUGCUUUUGUAGUCAGUUGUAUAUUUCUAACCAAUAUCCAGUGACGUAAUUAAAACGCAACUAAUAUUUCGCAAUGAGAACCGAGAUCGAAACGACAUGAUUUGAUAGUUCUACUGGACAAGGGUCAAAGUCUUUUUGUCCCAUUCCGUUGCAGACGCAUGUAGAUCCAUAUUUCCGGACCCUCUUCUUCCCUUUCAAACUUUGCAAAUGGCCUUUGUGUUCAUCGUUUGGCUAGUUGAAAAAGGUUUAGAUUUAGACUUUCUGGUAAUUUUUGACCCACAAUCCUGAUUUUGAUGCCGAAUGAUAGGAAUAUAAACAUCAUGAUAUCGAAAUCGACGUCAAAAUUGACGUAAUUAAUAGUAGUAUAUCCUGUACGGAUGCAUUUAUGAAAAAAUGUAGUUGGCCAACCCCCUUCUUGAUUUUUAUCAGGUAUGUUUGGGUAAGUUUUUAAAAGAGAAAUUAUGGGUCAAAACAUAGUUUUCAUUUAACACUAACGUCAAUAGAAAACUGAAAUAUUGGCCUACUUUCGUGGAGUUGUUUCCCCUAAAUGCGUACAAUCAAUGUCAAUAGUCUGGUAUCAGGAUUGUAUCGAUUUACCAGUGUUUUUGAUCAAGAUUUGUACACCUAUAAAAAGUCUUUAUAGUCGUCUUCAAUGUUAAUUUGGCUGUGAUAUGUUUAUAUUUUGUAAUUUACAUUUGUUUUAGAAUAGAUAUUGAAAAUGGUUGUAUUUUAAAAGAAAUAUAUUGUCGAUUAUUGUUUUGAAA
This is a messenger RNA of Patella vulgata (common limpet), 3407 nucleotides long. RefSeq lists its product as uncharacterized. The coding region runs from base 1662 to 2546 and encodes 294 amino acids. The transcript has 5 exons. Lineage: Eukaryota; Metazoa; Mollusca; Gastropoda; Patellidae. The record is from RefSeq and is a predicted model, not a curated record.